CAUUUGUUUUACGUUUCGUUCAGUAAUAUUUUACACAUAGCUGUAAUCUAGGGAUGUCAAAAAAGUUUUAACUAUCUCAUGAAAACCACUUUGAGACCUAGGUAACCAUUAUUAUUUGUUAUCUAAUUUUUUUAAUUGUGAAUAGUAAAAUUAUCAAGUUGAAUUUUCAUAACCCCCAAAAUCAAUGUUUUUACUUCAAAAAAUGUUUGCGUCUAGUAUUUUUAUUUCAAGUUGGUAACCAGAAUCAGCAAGGAUGUUUUAUCAACCAUUACUGAGAAAAAGUACAUGGCUCAAAAGCCUUGGACUAAUAAACAAGUCUAAAUUUGGCACUUCUAGUAUUGCGUCAAACAUUCAAACUUCUCUGAAAGAUAAUGGUAUCAAGAGUAGCAGUUCAAUUGAUUUGAAGGAAGGACAAGUCCUCAGUGGGUUUAUGGUUGAUCAGAUCACUCCGAUCAAGGAGAUGUACUUGACAGCAAUAAAAUUGACUCAUUUGAACACCGGAGCCCAAUACUUGCAUCUUGAUCGUGACGACAGCAACAAUGUGUUCUCAAUUGGCUUUAGAACGACUCCGAUGGAUUCCACAGGCUUGCCUCAUAUACUCGAACAUAUGGCUCUCUGCGGGAGCGACAGAUAUCCAUGUCGGGACCCUUUUUUCAAAAUGUUGAGGAGGUCUCUGGCAACAUUUAUGAAUGCCAUGACUGCGCCUGAUUACACCUUUUACCCUUUCUCAACGCAAAAUUUACGAGAUUUUAGAAAUUUACAGUCUGUUUAUUUGGACAGUGUUUUCAGACCACAACUACGGGAACUUGACUUUUUCCAAGAAGGUUGGAGAAUGGAACAUACAGAUCCAAAUGAUAAAAAGUCUCCUAUAAUAUUUAAGGGGGUCGUAUACAACGAGAUGAAGGGAGUUUUCAAUAGUAAUCAAAACAUCUUUGUCACACGAUUGUUGAAUUCACUAUUACCCAGUCACACGUAUGGUGUAAUAUCUGGUGGUGAUCCCUUGGAAAUUCCCAAAUUGAACUACGAAGAUCUGGUCCAUUUUCAUGCUACACACUAUCAUCCAUCCAAUGCUAGAUUUUAUUCUUAUGGCAAUUUCCCACUGAAAGAUCAUUUGAAGUUCAUCAAUGAUAACUAUUUAUUUUUAGCUGAUAAAAUUAAUACUUCAAAGACAAAAGUACCUUCAGAAAGUAGGUGGAGUGCACCUAAAAAAGAGCACAUUUUGUGCAGACCUGAUCCACUGAUAGCUGAUUCAAAUAGACAGAACGCUAUAGCAAUAGCUAGUCUCUGUAACGACAUCACCAAUAUUCAAGAAGGCUAUGACGUCUAUAUUUUGGCCCAGUUAUUAUUGGAUGGGCCUAAUUCUGCGUUUUACAAAAGUUUGGUAGACACCAAUAUUGGCACUGGUUUUGGCCCGAUGACUGGAUAUGAAUCACAAGUCAAGGAUACCAUAUUCAUAGUGAGCUUGCAAGGUGUCCAAGAGUGUGAUUUUGAAAAGGUUGAAAGGAUAUAUAACGAAACUGUUGCUAAAGUAAUUGAAGAUGGAUUUCAGAGGGAUCACAUAGAAGCCGUCCUCCAUCGCAUCGAGCUGCAAGUGAAACAUCAAACGUCAAACUUUGGCUUGAAUUUGCUGUACAAUGUCAUGCCACUGUGGAAUCAUGAUGCCGACAUUAUGGAUUCGCUCAAGAUCAACAAAGCCAUUCAAAAUUUUAAAGAUAGAAUCCAAAGAGAUCCAAAUUACUUGAGUUCUUUGAUUGAAAAGUACUUAUUGAAUAACAGUCACAAGCUCACCAUGACCAUGUCACCCAGUCAAAAUUUCGAGAAGCAACUCGUUGAAGCUGAAAACGCUCUGCUGGAGUCUAAACUGAAAAAUCUAACUCCAGAGCAGCUAGAUGGAAUCUUUAAAAAUGGCCAAGCCCUGCUAAUCGAUCAACAGAAAGAAGAAAACGUUGACUCCCUACCGGGUCUCAAAAUCGAAGAUCUCAAGGAAGAUGUCGACCGAUACGAUUUAGUCGACACUCAAGUUUGCAAUGUACCCGUGCAAGUGGCAGUACAGCCCACAAACGGCGUGUGCUACUAUCGUGGCCUCAUAAACACGCAACACCUGUCACCAGAUUUAAAGAACGUACUACCGAUUUUUAACGACGUGGUAACGAAAAUGGGCACCCAAAGAUACGAUUACCGCGACUGGGACAAACUGAUGCAGCUAAAAACUGGUGGACUGUCAUUCUCGAAUCACGCGAUGGAGCACAAGGUGGACAACAACAGGUACGAAGAAGGUAUCGCCAUCAAUUCCUACUGUCUCGAGCACAAUGCCGAAGAAAUGUGGAAACUAUGGGAGGAGCUGUUUAACAGAGUCGAGCUCACCGAUCUCCAGAGGUUCGAGACCCUGGUGAAGAUGGCGGCGGCAGACGUGACCAACCGCAUAGCGAAUUCGGGCCACCUGUACUCCAUGAGCUCGGCUGCCAGUCUCGUAUCGCCCAUUGGAAGGUACAAGGAGAACCUCUCAGGCAUGGAAUUUGUCAACAGAAUAAAACAUAUAGCCCAGAUGAAGGACUUGUCUCUGGUGCUCGAGCAAGUGCAAGAGAUCGCCAAACAAGUCCUAACGAAUCCGAGUCUGAGAUCGGCCAUCAACUCGACCGGCGAGUCGAUGAACGACAUCCUCAAGAAUCUGGAGUUAUUUUACGAUGCGUUGGAUAAAAUCGACGGCCAGCAGAACCGAAUUUUCACGAGCUGCGCGCCCAUGGAGAUGACGAACAAAGCUGUGCACCACGUACUCCCCUACGCCGUGAAUUACGCAUCGAAAGUCGUCUCGACUGUGCCGUACAGCCAUCCGGAUCACGCGCCGCUUCAAGUACUCUCGAAACUGAUAUCGUCGAGCUACCUGCACCCCGAGAUACGAGAAAAGGGAGGUGCUUAUGGCGGAGGCUCGACGUUGGGAGCGGACGGCACGUUCUACUUUUACUCGUACCGAGACCCGGGCUCCACACGCACGCUCGACAUUUUCGACGGGACUUGGGACUUUUUGGCCAAGACCGACAUCACCGAGGAGAAACUCGUCGAGGCCAAGCUGCAGAUAUUCCAGAAACUCGAUGCCCCGGUGGCACCGGGCAACCGAGGCAUGAACAGGUUUUUUAAUGAUUUGAGCUUUGACGACGUGCAGAGCCUCAGGGAGCGACUGAGGGCAGUUAACGGGGAACAGCUGCUCGACGUGGCCAAGAGGUACUUGAGUCCGGACGCGAAGAACGUGAAGAUUGGCAGAGCUUUGAUCGGUCCUCGGAAUGCCGAUUUGAAGUCGAGGAGCUCGGAAAAUUGGGAGAUCUUGGAGCAGGAGGAGCAGUGCCAGGCGCAAGCGAUUUAACGAUAUUAUUACUUUGUCCCUAAACAAACUUUUGUUACCGUUGUUGUUGGUUUAUUCGCGAAAUUGCGCUAUAAAAAAUUUCAGGUGUCCUAAGUGUACAAUGUUAAGCGAAGCUUUCAUGAAACGUGUAAAAAGUAUUAUUAUUCUUUUUUUUAAAUAAAUCUAGCUUUUAUGUUUUCGAA
Copidosoma floridanum is the source of this 3540-nucleotide messenger RNA. RefSeq names its product presequence protease, mitochondrial. NCBI's taxonomy places the organism in Eukaryota, Metazoa, Arthropoda, Insecta, Hymenoptera, Encyrtidae. Gene Ontology annotation, molecular function: metalloendopeptidase activity; metal ion binding. Gene Ontology annotation, cellular component: mitochondrial matrix. Gene Ontology annotation, biological process: protein processing. The record is from RefSeq and is a predicted model, not a curated record.